Molecule: messenger RNA, 1206 nt
Organism: Aspergillus fijiensis CBS 313.89
Lineage: Eukaryota; Fungi; Ascomycota; Eurotiomycetes; Eurotiales; Aspergillaceae
Product: nucleolar and coiled-body phosphoprotein 1 family protein
Exons: 2
Coding region: 1-1206 (401 amino acids)
Cellular component (GO): nucleoplasm; nucleolus
Molecular function (GO): protein binding
Source: RefSeq, a predicted model, not a curated record
AUGGCCGGCAAGAAGGCUCAGAAAUCCACCCCCACCAAGAUGUCUAAGGACAAGAAGACGGCUCCUGCCCCUCCUGCGCCCCUCGUCGCCGCAAUUUCCUCCUUUUUGUCUGAGAAUGGACUGUCGAAGACCCACGAGGCUCUCGCCAAAGAGUUGAGCAGCAAGUCCAUCAGUGCCGAUACCAAGAACGUGCCUUCUUUGUUGGAGCUUUUCAAGACCUGGGAGCAGUCCCAGUCUUCCAAGUCCGACAGCUCGGAUGAGUCUAGCUCCUCUUCUUCAGACAGCGACAGCAGCUCGGACGACUCCAGUGAUUCCGAUGUUGAGAUGGAUGAUGCCCCGAAGACGCAGAAGAAGCAGUCCAGAAGCUCUUCACCCUCUUCUUCUUCUUCUUCUUCCUCGUCCGAUUCCGACAGCGAUGCGGAUGACGAGAAGGAGGAAGGGGUUGCUGCUGCCCCUGCCUCCAAGUCCCAAGGCACCAAGCGCAAGGCCGAAUCUAGCUCUUCCGAAUCCGAGUCUGAGUCCGAGGCGGAGGAGGCUCCCAAGUCCAAGAAGACCAAGCUCUCUUCUGCUGAGGCCUCAUCCUCCUCCGAUUCCGAGUCUGAUUCUUCUGACUCAUCCUCUUCAUCUUCUUCUUCCGAGUCUGAGUCGUCAUCUUCCAGCGAAGACGAAAGUUCUUCCGAGUCUGAAUCCGAGUCCGACUCUGAUUCCUCCAGUGAUGAGGAGGAGACGGCCAAGCCUGAAAUGAAGGAGAAGAAGACCACCUCGGCCUCUAGCUCUUCUUCCUCCGACUCUUCUUCCUCCGAUUCUGAAUCCUCUUCCGAAGAAGAGAGCGGGAAAGCCACUCCUAACUCCGAGAGUAGCGAGACCGUCGAGAACUCCGAAUCUGACUCGAAGAAGGCGGCACCCGUUGCUAAAGUGAGCCAGACUCCCUCUGCCAGCGCCAGCCCUGCCCCUGGCAACGACUAUCCUAAGAAAAAGCACACCGGUGCCCGCCCCACGCCCUUGGCUCUCCUUAGCGAGCAGCCUUACGACCACCACCCGUCUAACGAGUACAUCCCCUACGCGUACGCUGAGAAGGCCUGGGCGGAUCUGUCCGUCACCCGCGGCAAGGGUUUCACGAAGGAGAAGAACAAGAAGAAGCGUGGAUCUUACCGUGGCGGUCCCAUUGACAUCUCUGGCGGCAAGUCAUUCAAGUUCGAUGACUAG